Durusdinium trenchii is the source of this 543-nucleotide messenger RNA. NCBI's taxonomy places the organism in Eukaryota, Dinophyceae, Suessiales, Symbiodiniaceae. The record is from the annotation of a GenBank genome assembly.
AUGGUCGACCGGGCCUUUCAAGCUAGGAAGUCGCCCUUGGAGGAGGAGUUGUGGCUCACCCAGGGCCGCAUCCACGAUAAAGAGAUGGAUUUGUGGAAGCUGGAGCAUGGCGACGACACGGCACCCGUCAAUACCCGCUUUGCAUGGGUUCAGAGUUGGUGGUUUAGCACCUGGGCUUUGUGCCUCCAGGUGAUCCUCGUGAAUUUGAUCAUCAUGUUUCUGCAAAUGAAGAACGACAAACUGCUGGGUGAUUGGUCGAUCUACGUCGACGUGGCCUUUUUGACGUUCUACUGCUUUGAGCUCAUCGUCAAAGGCUGUUGUUAUGAAUCCUCUUUGCUCUUUGGACACUGUUCGGUGGUUUGGUGGAACUGGUUAGAUUUGGUGAUCGUGAUGAGCGGAUUGCUGGAGCUGGUGAUGCCUUUGUUGGUGUCUGGGAGCUCUCCGAUCCAUCUCAGUGGACUGCGGGGAUUGAGACGCUCGGCGGCUCCGACUGGCGCGGAUCGCCCGGGGGCUCAAGCUCUUGCGGUUCUUGGUGCAGAGUGA